UGCUCAUAUGCAGAAGUAAAAUUGCAUCCUCUAAGUGUUCCUAUUAUUGUUAAUUUAUACUGUUUUAAAAUAGUUUGUGAUUUUUCAAACUGUAUACAAAAUUUUGUACAAAAUUGUAUUUAAAAAAAAAUGUAUAGAAUAAGCUUUUUGGGGAAAAGUUGUUGCACAAUUGUGGUAAAAUAACUAAUUUUUAUCUUAACCAUACUCUCUGCUUGUACAGCUUAUUAGUUUGAAAGAGAAGACUCCAAUUUUUCACACCAUGACUGAAGACUUACAUAAUCUCUUUUUCUACCCAAAUACUUGUCAUGUUUGUAAAUCAAGUGGAAAUGAAACACCUUUAAAGAAGUGUAGUAAUUGUAAAAUGAUCUCUUACUGCGGAAAAGAACACCAAAAGCAACACUGGCUACAGCAUAAAAAUGUAUGUCGUGUUCUGGCUGAAAUGCUCGAUGAGACAGACAAGUCCAAUCUUUUGGAAGGCUAUCAAAAUGCUAGUGCAGAUGAUUGGAUUAAAGCAAAAACAAAUUUAAUGCUGAUGGUCAGUAUAAAACUUGAUAGAAGAUUACUUCCAUAUGAAGAAGAAAUGUUCAAGUUUCCUAGGGCUUGUGCUGUUUGUCAUGAAACAAACUUAAAGUUAUUAACAGACUGUUCAUCAUGCCCUUGUGCCAGUUUUUGUGAGAAACACAAAAAUGAUUCUAAUCAUGACAAAAUAUGUCAAAUGCUUAGUCUUUGCUAUGAUUUAGACAUAGCCACCACUGUUUUUAUCAGACACCCUCCACGGAAUGUUGUACCUUAUCAUACAGAAACAGCAUAUUUGCCAGGUUCUAUAAGAAACUUUAUUGACUUAUAUAUGAAUGAAGACAAAUCUCUCAAUGUGCCCAGUGAUAUUCAGAUACCUCACAUAUCAGAAUAUCUCACUAGACCAUUAACUUUACUUUAUGCUUUGGAAAGACUAGAACACCCAAUUGGCUCCACAUUAACCAUUCAUGUAAUUGGAGCAAAUAUGAUAGAGGUUGAUGGAAUAGAAAUUUGGGAAAUACUUCUUCAUUGGAUACCAACAUUAACUGUCUUAAAUAUUGUCUUAAUUGGCCCAGAAUUAGAUAGCAACAGUGAAAAACUGGAAUGUGACAUUUGUGAUUGUUGUAAUGAAAAGAAUAUGAAACUCUAUCUUGAAAUGAAUGGUGUUUUAUAUAAAGAGUAUGUUGUUAGUGAGUGUUUUGUUAAACCUGAUAUUAUUGUAGGAUAUAAUUUAGGAAUUCAUGAAUGUGAAAAUAUAGAUUCUCCUAAUGACUCAUGGUCGGAAUCAAUACGAAGCCUGCCUGAACAAAAAUGUCCAUUUGUUUUAACAUCAUAUACUGCUGAAGAAGCUCAAAAGGAACAUAAAAGAAUAUGUGAUAUUUUGCAAAAUAAUGUAACUUACUUGUGCUGUGAAACAAAUCAAUUUUCCAGCUUAAGGCCUCACAGAGAUUAUGAAAAUGAGGGUGUUUAUUAUCAAAACCAAUAUGUUAUCAUAUAUAGAGAUUUUAACUGAUAUCGUUAAUAGUUACAUACAUUAGUGUAAUUUUUAGUGUGAUAUCUUUUUCUCUCUUUGUUGUAAAAAUAUCCUUGGAAUCUUAAAGCACUUAAAUGAUAGUUUAUCAUAGUAUCAAAUAUUGCUAGAGAGUUUCAGUACAUAUAUAUAGUAGAUUGUAUUUUUCUUACAUCAUUAAUUUAAAAAAUAUGCACAUAUAUACUUAUAUUGCAAGUCAAUAAAAAUACUUAAGUAGAUUGAACUAUGAACAAAUUGCCACUUACAGAAUAUUUCAAAUAUUAAUUGAAAUUUCCAUUAAAAUGAGACUCCUUUCAGAAUGUUUUAAUAAUAGUCAACCUUAAUUGCAAAAAAUGGUCUGAAAAUAAUCUCUAAAACUAGUUUAGAGAUAUGAUAACAUCUAUAAAUUUAGAAGAUUAGAACAUAUGAAUAAUUAAUGAACUAUUUUUCAAAUGCCCAAAAAAAAAAUGGUGUAAUAUGCAUAAAUGCUUAAGUUCUAGAAUAUUGUUUAGAAAAAAAACAUUCAUAUUAAUGGGGAUCAUCGUUGAUGUUUUUCAAUUAUCGAUAUAAAAUAAUGAAGCAAUUUAAUGCAUGAUCUAACUGUUUUUCAACAGUAUAAAGCAAUUUAUACUUAAAACAUGUGAAUGUUAUAUCUGCCAAAUUUGUACAAAAAAUAAUUAAGUAAUUCUGUCAAGUACAAAUAAAUUUAAUUAAAAUUUGAUAAAAUAGUCUUACCACUGAAUCUUAGGGCAGAAAUUCCACUUCUUGUGUCUAUGUAUAUAGCUCGUCCAUUUAAUCCACCAUGGCAUUUUUUCAAUUGCACAGAUAUACAAAGUUGCAUACUGAAAAAAUAUAAUUGUUAAAAAAGUUUUCUUAUAACAGAAGCUAUCAAAAUAUAUAAAGACAUUGAUUAUUAUUAUUAAUCAACUGCCACAUUAAAAAUCACCAAAUUUGUGUUUUCCCUGAGAAUGAGGCACCACUUAAUUCAGUAAUUACUCCACAUUGUACUCCAUUUUCAAAAAUAUUAUCCAAAAGAGAACAACAUGUUGAUAUACCUUCUUUUUGAGAUUCUCUCUAUAAGAAUAUUAUACAUUCAAUUUUAAAUUUAUUACAACAAAAAAUAUUACAAUCAAGUAGAAAUAAUGAAUAUGAAAUUUAAAUACCUGCCAAACAUCUAAGGCCAUAUUUUCAGAAAAUUGUAAUAGCUUUUUAAUUACAGAUACAUCAAGACUGAGUUUCUGUAA
This is a messenger RNA of Phymastichus coffea, 2769 nucleotides long. RefSeq lists its product as uncharacterized. The coding region runs from base 260 to 1528 and encodes 422 amino acids. The transcript has 2 exons. Gene Ontology annotation, cellular component: extrinsic component of mitochondrial inner membrane. The record is from RefSeq and is a predicted model, not a curated record. Lineage: Eukaryota; Metazoa; Arthropoda; Insecta; Hymenoptera; Eulophidae.